GUACCUUGGAUCGCCGGUGGUGCCGUAUCCAAGUAUUUCUACAACGCAUUCUUCUCGGUAUGGAAUGGAGGAAUCAAGGACGAUUUCUUGACACUUGCAAACAAAUAUAAAGAUUAUGAACUAUGGAUUGUGGGACAUUCCCUUGGCGGAUCAAUGGCAUCGCUGGCUGCCUCAUACAUCGCAAAAGUGAAGCUGUUCGAUGGAAACAUGAUCAAAUUGGUGACUUUCGGCCAGCCAAGAACCGGUGACGCUGACUUUGCAACGGUACAUGACAGUCAGAUUCCAUAUUCGUUCCGAGUCAUUCAUGCCCACGACGUGAUCCCACACAGUCCACCACGAGGAUAUCACAACUACAGACACCACAAGUCGGAGGUAUUCUACAACAAUGACAUGACAACAGAUGAUUACAUUGAAUGCGACGAGCAGGAGAGCCAAGCGUGUAGCGACCAGAACAUCGACGUCUCAUUCUACGAUCAUCACCGGUACUACAACGUCUACAUCUACGAAUGGGGAGCCGUUGGAUGCACUGGCGAUCCAGUGAAUCCGCCUACUGUGCCACCAAAACAAGCCUAA
This is a messenger RNA of Ostertagia ostertagi, 573 nucleotides long. Lineage: Eukaryota; Metazoa; Nematoda; Chromadorea; Rhabditida; Trichostrongylidae. The record is from the annotation of a GenBank genome assembly.